GCAAUUUCGCCAUCUCUUAAUUUUUCAUUGUUACUGUCAAUCACUGUCAAUAUACAUGUAAAGAGAUUUGUAUCCACUGUUUGUUUAUUUAGCUAGUAAUAGUGAAAGAAAAACUCAAUUUAUUUAUAAUUUACCUAAUAAUGGAGGUGAAACAGGAGCCGGAAAAUGUUUUAAUUGAAGCGACAACAAUUGAAAUGAAUAAAUGUUUUAUACCAAAUAAAAACGUCGAAGAAAUUUAUAACAAAAAACACACUGAAAGUAAUAUGACGGCAAAGGCAAACGAAUUGUUAUCAAUAAAACAAGAACUUGAUAUUGAUCUAUUACCUGAUUAUUCACAGCAAACGUGUAUAUAUAGUCAAAGUGAAAUUAAUACCAUUGUUGAUUGUGUCAAAUUAAAAGACAAUUUGGUUAAAAUAAAGAACGCUAAACAUUCAAGAGCAGGAGCUUCAGUUAGAAGAAGUAUGAAACUUUGGGUCUUACCUGGUGGUAUAUUAAUUUGUAAGUUGUGCGGAAUCUUGUACAUUAGAAAAAUCGAGUUAUGCCACCACAUAACCCAACAUAUCGUCAAUAAAAAACAACUUGGUACACGUAAACAUACAAACUACACCAUUGAACAAAAUAACAAAGAAUCGGAACCCAUUGAAUUUGCCAUAAAAGAUCGAUAUGAAAAUAAAUUAACUAAGGAAAGUUUGCAAGAUUCCUCCAACGAAAUAACCGCCGAUACCGGAAAGGGACGUUUCAAGUGCGAUUUUUGUUUGCUAUUUUUCAAGGUUAAAAGCCAUUUUGUGAAACACGUGCGCACUCAUACGGGCGAAAAACCUUUCAAAUGCGAUAUUUGUUUGAAACGUUUCAACCAACGUGGCACAUUGAACAUACACAUACGCAGUCACACCGGCGAAAAACCGUUCAAAUGCGAAAUUUGUUCGAGAAAAUUUUCGGUUAAAAGUAGCGUGGUGAUACACAUGCGCCGCCACACCGGCGAAAAACCGUUCGAAUGCGAAUUUUGCCCGAAGCGGUUCACGGUUAAAAAUCAUUUAAUCAAACACACGCGUACCCACACCGGCGAUAAACCGUACCAGUGCGAAUUCUGUUCCAAAGUUUUCACAGUCGAAAAUCAUUUAGUCGAACAUAAGCGUAGUCACACCGGCGAGAAACCUUACAAAUGCGAUAUUUGUUUGAAAAUAUUCGCGCGCAGAACGCAUCUAGUUCGACACAAGCGUUGCCACACGGGAGAGAAACCGUUCAAAUGCGAACUAUGCCAGAAAUGUUUUUGCGAAAAGGGCGCUUUAAAUAAACAUUUGCGUCGACACGCCGGCGAUAAGCCGCACAAAUGCGACAUUUGUCUGAAAUCGUUUACGGAAAGAGGCACUUUGAAUAAACACAUGCUGUGGCAUACCGGCGAAAAACCGUUCAAAUGCGACGUCUGUUUCAAAUCGUUCACGUGUAAAAGAAGUUUGGGUAGACACGUCCCAAUACACACCGGCGAGAAACCUUUCAAAUGCGAAUCUUGUCCAAAAGCCUUCAUACUUAAAAGUCAUUUGAUCCAACACUUGAACGGUCACAGAGACAACAAACGAUUCCAAUGUAAAAUUUGUAUGAAACAUUUCACCCAGCGAGGCACUUUGAAUGUCCACACGCGCAUCCAUACCGGCGAAAAACCAUUCAAAUGUGACACGUGUCCGAAGAUUUUCGCCUGUAGGAGUCAUUUGGUGCGACACACGCGUUGCCAUACCGGCGAAAAACCGUACAAAUGUGAAAUUUGUUCGAAAUCUUUCGGCGAACGGGGUUCUUUGAAUGGACACAAGCGCGGUCAUACCGGCGAGAAACCCUUCAAAUGCGACAUUUGUUCGAAAUAUUUCACUCAGAGAAGUAGUUUGAAUAAACAUAUGCGGUAUCACACUGGCGAAAAAUCCUUCAAAUGUGAUAUUUGUUUCAAAAUUUUCAUACGUUCAACUCAUUUGGAUCAACAUAUGCUUUGUCAUACCGGCGAGAAACCCUUCAAAUGCGACGUUUGUUCUAAAUCGUUCAGGUGCAAGAGUAAUUUGACUCAACACUUUCGGUGUCAUACCGGCGAAAAACCAUUCAAAUGCGACAUUUGCUCAAAAUUCUUCAGGUGCAAAAGUAAUUUAGUGCAACACGCGCGACGUCAUAAUGUUGAAUGAAAUAUCACAUUUACACAUAAAUAAGAAGGUUGCCACUUAAGUUUUGACAUUGACAUAUGUCGUUGUCAAAUCACAAAAGACGAUCGCCCUUCCUCCAAAACAUCCCUAAACCAAAAUUGAUGAUUCUGAGCAGUGUUUGGAGAUGUACAAUCGUAAUAAACCCGAUUUUUGGGUCGACGUACGGCAAUGGGUGAAAUAUGGCUGUAUCUUUUCACAACGGAGUCCAAUCGACAUUUAAAAGAGUGGAUUGCACGUGAUAAACCGACUCCAAAGCGUGAAAACACGCAAAAAUCGACUGGCAAAGUUAUAGCUCAAGUAUUUAAGGAUCGCGCAUCGUAUAAUAUUCAUCGAUUAUCUUUAAAAGGAGAAAUCCACAAACAUCGGUUAAUACUUAGCGUUGUUGGAACAUUUGAAUGACGAAAUCGUGGAAAAACGUCUCUAUUUGAAGAAAAAUAAAGUGCUGUUUCAUCAAGAGAAUGCAUCGCGCCAUAAAUCAAUGGAAACUAAUUAAUUGAGCGUCAAAUUGCUCCCACAUUCACCGUAUUCUCCAUAUCUGAGCCCCAGCGAUUUUUUCUUGUUCUCAGAACUUGGAGGAUACUCGCCAGACGGACAUUUUGCGACUAUGGAGUGGUUAUCACCAAAAUGGCGAUAACCACUCUAAUUUGAGGCUAAAAAUAAAUCGCUCUAUCAAAAAAUGUCUUUAAAGUAAAUCACAGAAAAUAGUUCCGAUCACAAUCCUGUCAUUUUGACCUUGAAAAGUGCUCUGUACAUUUUAAGCAGACUGCCGCUCUAAAAGGGCUCAAUUUCGAGGCUUCCGAAUGCGAGAAUUAUCGUUCUGAAGACUGUGUCGGGUCGUGAUCAAUUCUGGCGUGCUACAGAACCUCCUGACCUGAGUUUUUUGACCAAACAGGAAAAUGGAGACGGAAAUCAGCAACAAACUGAAAGAGGUAGACCUGCACGAGCAUGGAGAGGAACUAUCGAUAAAGAACUGCAACAGGUAAACUUAACAUGGAAAUAUGCCAAAGAAAUAGCAAAAACAGAAGAAAAUGGAGAGCCUUCGUCAACUAAAUUGGAAGGAAUUUACAAACCACGACCUCUACAAUCUGUAGUUGGUAUAUAUUGAAAUUUUUUAAGCAACGAUGAAACCUCUUGCAUAAUUUUGGCACUCUCCAAAGAUGUGGAGUGAAAGUAGGACAUUGCUGUUUGACUUUCCUGUCAAAUUUGUCUCACAACUCAACUCAAGUACUCUGCGUAGCUUCGGAUCGUUGUAUCAGUCGCUCUUCCUCCAAAACAUCCCCAUACCAUCGCCGUGUUUUACAGUUGAAAUUACACAUGGAUUUAACAUCCGUUCUUCCUUUGGCCUGCGCACAAACUCUCUUCUUUUAGACCCAAAAACCUCAAACUAUCUCCCAAUCGCCUUAUCGCCUUUCCACUAUUGAAGUACCCAAAGGUAAAUCCCUAGAUAGAUAGGACUAAACUACAAUCAUAAACACAGUUAAAAAAUAAUAAACAAUUGAGCCUGUAUUGUACUAACAGAGGCUGUGAAAAUGGACUACAGACUAAGCAACUGCUCUGGACGAAAACAUGUGAUGGAUCAGGACAAGUGUCCGAAGAAAGCAUUGAUGUAUCGAUCGCAGAAUAGAAGAAGACGAGGAAGACCUUCCAGGAACUGGAAGGAAGGAAUUGUACAGACCAAGAAAGACAGAGCUAUCGAGGAACGUGUAUUUUGAAAGUUUUGGCAGGUAUUAGAAACCUAGGAUUCUGGACUAUUAGAUUGUUUAAUGUAUAAUUGGAUAUCAUAUCAUUUUUGGAAAUGGAGAUAAACAUGUUUCAAGUCGAAAAAUAUUUUAUACACCUCAAUUGGAAAGUGAAUAAAUAACGUCUCUUUGUAGAUAACAUUCAGUAUUAUUCCAAUAAUUGUUAUAAUAAGAUUUAAUACUCAAGUAUUAGUAAGUAACUUAAGUAUUUCGUAGUAUUAAUUUUAAGCAUCCUCAAAUGACAUGACAAGCUUCUAAAAAAUAAUUUGUAUCGGAAAUUCUGGAAUAAAAAUUUUAUAUAUAUA
Molecule: messenger RNA, 4224 nt
Organism: Diorhabda carinulata
Lineage: Eukaryota; Metazoa; Arthropoda; Insecta; Coleoptera; Chrysomelidae
Product: zinc finger protein 883-like
Exons: 2
Coding region: 141-2162 (673 amino acids)
Source: RefSeq, a predicted model, not a curated record